CUUUUCUAAUAUCGACGUUCGCACUGGCUCACUGUUCUUCUAAAAUCACCAAAAAUACAAAAACUGCUGACUCUUUAAAAUCGCAACUACACAAAGAUGCCAUCGCCAGUCGAUCAUAAGCUAAGCGAGCCUGUCGUGACCUCCAUCCCCGAGGUUCCCGUCACUGUCCAACGCAAGCCUUUCCUGCAACCGGAGCAUAAGCAGAAGCUUGCCCAUACCGGCACUCCAAGAGCCAAUAUUGCUGCAACUUAUGAAAAGCCCAAUGGCACCACAGCGAAUGGCUGGGCUCAGAGACAUCGCCAUCAAACUGUUCUCCAGCAGCAUUGCGAUUUCUUCGACACAGAUAAAGAUGGCGUGAUCUAUCCCACCGACACCUUCUGGGGUUUCCACAGGCUCGGAUUCGGCAUCUUCCUCUCCCUUCUCUCCGUCUUCAUCAUCCACAGCAACUUCUCAUACCCAACCCUGCCCGGCUACCUCCCUGACCCUCUGUUCCGCAUCUACACCGACAGGAUCCACAAGGACAAGCAUGGCAGUGAUACCAACACCUACGACACCGAGGGCCGCUUCAACCCGCAAAAGUUUGAAGACAUGUUCGCCAAGUAUGCCCAAGGUCGGGAUUUUAUGACCAUCUGGGACAUUCUUGCCAUGUUGAAAGGUCAAAGACUGGUUGCCGACCCCAUUGGCUGGGGUGGCGCUUUCUUCGAAUGGUUGGCUACCUAUCUCAUGCUAUGGCCUGCUGAUGGUCGCAUGCAAAAGGAAGACAUCCGUGGUGUUUAUGACGGCAGCAUAUUCUACACCAUUGCUGCUCGCAGGUCUCAAAAAUGAGCAUCUAAAAUGACCAGUUCUAUUGCCACGAGACUGUAAGGCUGUCCCUUUGGCCCUGAUACCUCGCGUCCACAUGGCAAUAAUACUUGAUACGGUAUUAUGAGGUCUCGGGAAAGCUUACAGCGUAUAAGAGAAUAUUAAAGUUGCGGAAUUGGAUAUUAUUUUACCUAUAGUAUCGUCGUAGAAGAAAUAGAUAUCGAUC
Colletotrichum navitas is the source of this 1027-nucleotide messenger RNA. Its product is annotated as Caleosin related protein-domain-containing protein. The coding region runs from base 97 to 825 and encodes 242 amino acids. Lineage: Eukaryota; Fungi; Ascomycota; Sordariomycetes; Glomerellales; Glomerellaceae. The transcript has 5 exons. The record is from RefSeq and is a predicted model, not a curated record. Gene Ontology annotation, molecular function: calcium ion binding; monooxygenase activity.